AUGGAUGAUACAGAAUCCAGUAUAAAGAUAAAUGCAAAAUUUAAAUCAAUAGUUGAUUUUAAUUUAGCAUUAGCAAUUUAUGAAAAACAAUAUUUCACGAAUAUUGUUAUUCACAAAUCUGAUAUACUUAAACCACCUAACACUAAGGAGGAUAUUAUACAAUUUAAGUACAAAAGGGCUACUUUUAUUUGCAAAUAUGGCCUUCAAAAAGUAUCCAGAUCCAGAGGUAUUAGAAAAACCUCAAGCCUACGUAAAAAUUGUAUCUUCAAAUUAGUGGUACACCUUGUAAAAUAUACUUCAGGACACUAUCUAGUUAUCCAUAAAUUGGAUGAUAUUCAUACAAAUCAUGAGCUAGAUGAAAAGCUUUUUAAGCUUCUACCUAAACAAAGACAAUUGUCACCUUCAAAGAGACAAUUUGUUGAACAAUCUCUUUCUAUAAAAGGAAAUAAAGUGAAAAUACAGGAAGUCAUAUUAAAAACAGGAAAAAUGAUAACCUUAAAGGAUAUCCACAAUAUUGGGAGCAACCUCAAUAAACCUUCAAAUAAUAUACUUUUUAAUGUUUAUCAACAAUUAAAGGAAGAUAAUGGAGCUAUCGUUGAAAUAAUAGAGGAAAAUAAUCAAUUGAUGGGAAUAUUUUACCAAGAUUCUAAUAUGUCCCAUAAUCUAAAAUUCUAUCCAGAGGUCCUUUUUAUUGAUGCAACAUAUAAACUCAAUAAUAUAGGAAUGCCACUCUUUAUCCUACUUGUAAUAGACAGCCAUGGGCAAUCCCAAAUAGCAGCUCUGUGGCUUGUUAAAGGUGAAACUUAUUGUUGUGUAAAAGGCUGCUGUGAUAUCCUGAAAAAACAUAAUGAUAUUAAUAAAAUUAAGGUUAUUAUAGGUGAUAAGGACCUAGCUGAUAGACAGGCCUUAUUUGAAAGCUUUCCUAAUGCCAAUAUACAGAUAUGUAUAUUUCAUGUUAUGUGCAGCUUUAGGAGUGAAAUAACAACCCUCAAAAGAAACAUAACAGGAGAGGAUGUUGUUACUGUUUUAACUACUUUGCAAAAAUUGGUAUAUGCACGAUCAGAGUCAGAAUAUAAUAUGUUAUUCUGUACUUACAAAUUUGAAUUUGCCACAGGUGCAAAAAUAUUUAGAUACCAAUUGGCAUAAUAUAAGAACAAAAUGGGUUUUGGGAUUCCGUUCAUCAGUACCACAUUUUUACAAUGCUACAAAUAAUAGAUGUGAGUCUAUGAAUCAAAAAUUCAAAAAAGUUAUCACAAAAUUUUCAAUCUUGAACAGUUUUUUCAAAGAUAUAUCAGCCAUUGUAAAUUCUAUGGCCUUUGAAAAAAAUUAUAAAACAAUAAUGAAUAAUAGUAAACAAUCUUUAUUUCCAUAUAAUGCUUUAUCUCCUGAGAGCAAAUACAGGGAUUUAUUAACAACUUAUGCUUUCAAGGGAAUUAUUGAGGAAAUUCUUGAAAUCUAAUAAGCUUAAAACAUGGUUUUAGAAAAUUAAAUGUCAUUCCUUUGAUUCCUUUGGCUAGAACAAUGACAAAUUCUUUACAAAAAUUGGAAAUAAGAUUAGAUUUUGUAGCUUGAACGUUGAUCAAAUGCAGUGAUAGAACGGUAAAUAUUAUUUUAUUUUAAUCAUUUAUUUACAGAUUCUAUGAACAUUAUAUCACAAUAUUGAUAGCAAUUAUAACUUACACUAAAGAAAUUAAGCUUAAAAUCAGCCAUCACCCACCUUUAAAGUAAUUAAAUUAUACUGUAGUUCUCGGGUAUAGGCUUUUUCUUUGUCCCACUCCUUUUAAAUUAAAGCCUAUAGAGGUUUAAGCAACAUUUUUCGAAAUGUUGUGCCUACAAGUACGUGCGGCUUGCCCACAAACGUGUGGAGGGCUCCUCAUAUUUUUACUUUUAUACCCAAAUUAAAUUGUUCCAAUUAGAUGGAAAUGAGGAAAACCUAGCGUAGCUCUGUUGUGUAUUCAACGUUAGAGGGCGAUGCGCUAUAUAUCACGUGAAUUAACAAGCACGCCAAAAUACGUCAUAUAUUUAUUUUUAUGUAAAUAAAUAAAUAAAAUUACGAAAGCUCUCGUUUAUAAAUGUUCGUUUUAUAAUUAUUUUAUUUGAAAAACUAAAUUAUUUAAACAUUCAAUAUGGACAUUCAAUUUAUAUUAUAAAAGUUAUUCCUUUUACAGACCCUAUUCCUUUUACAGUACCUGUUCAUUUUACAGUACCUUGAUAGCCAAGUUAUUCCUUUUACAGUAUCUAUUCCUUUUACAGUAACUGUUCAUUCUACAGCACCUAUUCCUUUUACAGUACCUGUUCAUUUUACAGUACCUUGAUAGCCAAAUUCUUAUGGAUGAAUAUCAAAGCAAUUAUGAUUUAGAUGAAGAAAUAACUUUUACAAGUCAAAAAAAAAUAGAAGCUUCUAUUUAGCAAGCGACAAUAAAGACAAGAAGUAUACACAGAAAUAAACUAUUGACAGGAUUAAUAAAUUGUUAUAAAGUAUUCUCUUUUUGCCAAAGAAUCUGAUUUAUAUUAAAUACACAAAGG
Gordionus sp. m RMFG-2023 is the source of this 2526-nucleotide messenger RNA. RefSeq lists its product as uncharacterized. The transcript has 9 exons. The coding region runs from base 1 to 1146 and encodes 381 amino acids. NCBI's taxonomy places the organism in Eukaryota, Metazoa, Nematomorpha, Gordioida, Chordodea, Parachordodidae. The record is from RefSeq and is a predicted model, not a curated record.